Messenger RNA from Ooceraea biroi (clonal raider ant), 1871 nucleotides. RefSeq names its product ectonucleoside triphosphate diphosphohydrolase NTPase (gene NTPase). NCBI's taxonomy places the organism in Eukaryota, Metazoa, Arthropoda, Insecta, Hymenoptera, Formicidae. Gene Ontology annotation, molecular function: hydrolase activity. The record is from RefSeq and is a predicted model, not a curated record.
CGCUCGCGCGGCUCGGCACAUGAUAAAGCACGGCUGCACGGGCUGCACCGAACCUGCCCGCGAUGCACGCGAUGCUACCUCGCUCCCCGCGUGGUCGCGCCUGUCGGAUGAGCGGAAUCGCGCGUUUUACGUGACCAGCCUGCGUCCCGGAGGAUCGCGCGGGUCGCCCUAGAUGCGAUACACGCUCCUGAGAACCGACAAUGAGGAGGAGCCUGAUGAUGAACUGGCAUCCCGCCAAAAGAAAACCAGCCAGCCGGGGAGGAAGUACUUUAGCAUACUGGUAGUGCUCGGCACAUUGUUCCUAGGUUACAUAGCCAUAGCGAGUGACCUGAAACCCAUGAGGAUAGGUAGCAAAGCCAUCGACACCCUAGCGUUCUCCCUGAACCUACAAAAGCCGUUCUACGUCGUGGUCAUCGACGCCGGCUCGACCGGCAGCCGCGUACUGGCGUUCACCUUCCACGAGUUCAUCCUCAACGGCAACCUGAUGCUGGACGGCGAGCUGUUCAGCGAGGUGAAGCCCGGGCUGAGCUCGUUCGCGGACCGGCCGCAGGACGCCGCGAAAUCCCUGACCACCCUCCUGAACAAAGCGAAGACUGUGAUCCCGCAAUCCGAGUGGUCGCGCACGCUGCUGACCAUGAAGGCCACCGCGGGGCUGCGACUGCUGCCCGAGCACAAGGCCAACGGCAUACUGGAGGAGUGCAGGAAGCUGUUCCAGACCUCCGGCUUCCAGGUGUCGAAGAACUCCAUCUCCAUCAUGGACGGCACGGACGAGGGGAUCUUUUCCUGGUUCACCGUGAACUUCCUGCUGGAGCGCUUCAGCUCGCUCGGCUCCCAGAGCACCGUGGCCGCGCUGGACCUCGGCGGCGGCUCGACGCAGGUCACGUUUCAGCCGGACAACGAGCAGGCGAGACAGCUGGAGAAGCACAUCUACACCAUCAACGUAUUCAACCACAACAUGAGUCUGUACACGCACAGUUACUUAGGCAUGGGUCUGAUGGCCGCCAGGAAGGCGAUCUUGACCCACGGCGUCGACCCGGAAGACGCGAGUCUCAAGCUUCCCACGGAGCUUCGCUCCGAGUGCAUCAAUCCGAUUGUGUCCGCCGAGUGGUCCUACGGCGGCCGCGACUACGUCGUGAAGGGCCCGACGAACGGCACGUACAAACUGGUGAAGACGCAGAACUUUGCGGGCGGGGAUGAGAACAAGCCAAUCGUGCGCUUCCCGGAGUGCUUAAAGAUCGUCGAGAAGCACGUCAGUACCCUGGCCAACAAGCCGAUAGGUCUGAAGGACCAUGAGGUGUACGCGUUUUCCUACUAUUUCGACCGCGCGACGGAGGUAGCAUUAAUAGAUCCCUUUUUGGGCGGAGUUGUGCAACUGAGCUCGCUUUUGAAGCAGGCGAUGGAGACGUGCGACUACCCAAACACCGAUCAGCCAUUUAUGUGCUUGGAUCUAACGUUUAUUUACGUUCUGCUGAAGGAUGGGUUCGGCCUCGAACCAUCGACUAAAUUAUACCUUUACAAGAAGAUACGCGGCCACGAAUUAAGCUGGGCCCUGGGCGCCGCGUUUAACGUCCUGCAAAAUGGACUUUGACACCGUUUUACUAGCGUAUUGUCGUUAGAUAAGUUUUAUUCCAGGUUUGUAAAAAUUGAAAAAGACAGGACGGAGGGAUGUACAUAGACGUAAGAUCUUAAUUUUUCCUAUUACAAUUAAUUUGGAAAUUCGAUGUAAUAAUGUUUGACGACGAGCGUUUAUCGGCGUUUACCGCACAAUUGCCUAACACAUUGUAAUCGUACAACCUAUUUUUAGUGUCACUUUUAUGAUGUGAGGGAAAGCAGUAUUCAAUAUAUAUACAGGGUGUCCCAGGUUUUAACCG